Molecule: messenger RNA, 1925 nt
Organism: Drosophila takahashii
Lineage: Eukaryota; Metazoa; Arthropoda; Insecta; Diptera; Drosophilidae
Product: solute carrier family 25 member 32
Biological process (GO): nucleotide transport; folate import into mitochondrion
Cellular component (GO): mitochondrion
Molecular function (GO): FAD transmembrane transporter activity; folic acid transmembrane transporter activity
Source: RefSeq, a predicted model, not a curated record
UAGUGGUUAUCUCGUUUUUCGUUUGGAGCUUGCUGUUCGCAUUUGUUCGCCUGCCCGCGCGUUGAAAACUUGUUACUUAAUUUCCAUUGCUGCCACACGUGCUUGGUUAUAACUGCAGUGCGCUAAUCAGUCGCUCGUCAGCUAGGCAAACCCACCAAGCAAUUACUCAGGCUGUCUUCGAGCUUGGCAUUACAUAAGAAACUUAUGGCCGAGCGAAAAUAAAAAUAUAGCAACUGCGGGCGAUUAUUUCAUCAGCACUCUGGGAACGGAAGAACCGAAGAGGCGAAGUUAGCAAAACAAAAGUCUGGUCCACCAACAAAAAACGGGUGAAAAUAUGAGCUGGGCAACAACAAAGCAAAGGCAGAAAUGUUUCAACUGUAGCAGCGGCAGCGACAACAACAACCGGAGCAGCAGCAGCAGCAGCAACAACAACUGUGCGCCUAGCAACAAGAUAGAUUCGGCGAGCGAUUUCCUUUGAUUUGCGCCCGUUUGUCGAAAGCCCAAAAGCCAAAGAGUGUAAAUAGCACGUAGUUUUAGUACAAUUCACCGCAGCACAAGUGAAUUUCACAUAGGGCAGUGAAAAGCCCGGCGAUAGCAACAAUAAUACAGAAGAAGCGCACAAGAAAUCAAUCGGAAACCGCACAAUGAAUCCGAUCAAAGCACAAGCGACGGGCAGUCCCAAGAAAUUCAACGUAUUCGCCCAUGUCAAGUACGAGCAUAUGGUGGCCGGCGUUUCCGGCGGAGUGGCGUCCACCCUCAUUCUACACCCCCUGGAUCUGAUCAAGAUUCGAUUCGCAGUGAACGAUGGCCGGACUGCGACCGUGCCGCAAUACCGGGGUCUGAGCAGCGCCUUUACCACAAUUUUCCGGCAAGAGGGCUUCCGUGGACUCUACAAGGGCGUCACCCCCAAUGUCUGGGGAUCGGGCUCCUCCUGGGGUCUGUACUUCAUGUUCUACAACACCAUCAAGACGUUUAUCCAGGGAGGCAACACCACCAUGCCCCUGGGUCCCACGAUGCACAUGCUGGCAGCUGCGGAAUCCGGAGCUCUCACCCUGCUGCUGACCAACCCCAUCUGGGUGGUGAAGACGCGACUCUGCCUGCAGUGCGAUGCCUCGAGCAGUGCCGAGUAUAGGGGCAUGAUCCACGCCCUGGGCCAGAUCUACAAGGAGGAGGGUGUGCGUGGCCUAUACCGCGGCUUUGUGCCCGGCAUGCUGGGCGUCUCCCACGGAGCCAUCCAGUUCAUGACCUACGAGGAGAUGAAGAACGCCUACAACGAGUACCGAAAGCUACCCAUCGACACGAAGCUGGCCACCACCGAGUACUUGGCCUUCGCGGCUGUCUCCAAGCUGAUCGCGGCGGCGGCCACCUACCCGUACCAGGUGGUGCGGGCACGGCUGCAGGACCACCACCACCGCUACAACGGCACCUGGGACUGCAUCAAACAGACUUGGAGCUUCGAGGGCUUCAGAGGUUUCUACAAGGGUCUCCAGGCGAGCCUGACGCGCGUGGUGCCCGCCUGCAUGAUCACCUUCCUGGUGUACGAGAACGUCUCGCAUUUCCUGCUGGCUAAGAGAAAGAGGAUCGAGGCUGAGAAGGAAGCUGCAAAAGUGUGAUUGCCCCUCGGGAUUCUCCACAAUUCCCUAAUAUAUUUUACCUCAGUGUGACAUUACCGUAUGUCUUUGUAGUCAACGGGCAGUUGCAAUCAUGUUGAGCAUGCGCAGCUGCCCUUAGUUUAAGCUUAAUUAGACGAGGUUGUUGAGGAGCUCUCGGCAGCUUUUACUAGUAAGUUAAGUGAAUGUUGUUCCUAGUGUGUUUCAGCAUGGACUUGUUGAUUGGAUUCUGACAAAAAGCCAUGGGUAUGCUAACAUUUAUUGAAAACUAGAUUUAAAAGUGUAAUUAUUUUUGAAAAUAAACCAAAUUCUUGU